This is a messenger RNA of Dicrocoelium dendriticum, 900 nucleotides long. The record is from the annotation of a GenBank genome assembly. Lineage: Eukaryota; Metazoa; Platyhelminthes; Trematoda; Plagiorchiida; Dicrocoeliidae.
GUAUCAUUGGAAGGGCGCCGCCGGUGACCUUGUUGAAUAGCAUGUCUACAACCUAUUAACGCAUAUCACUAUGGAGGUACCUAUUACUCGGCGGGGCAUUUCGUAAAUCAGACCAUAGAUCAUGCAUAAAAGAAUUAUCGCUUGUCCGCAUCCGCCACUUUACAUGCACAACUAAGACCAGUAUUAUGCUAUUAUUAGGCAUAUUGAUGUGACUCGUGGACCACAAAGAACACAUUCUACCGGUUGGAAUUGUGCGUUAUUCUCUCCAUUUGGAUUUUUAGCAACAGGCGUUGUAGACGCGCCUUCGACCUGAAAGGAUGAUAACCUUUACUAUUCUUACCGCUACACAUCAGAUGGACAUCGCAAACAGACACAUUACCGGAUAUAUGAUAGUAUGUGUAUUGUCUCUGGACAAACCGAAGAUCACUAGCCCGAGUAUGACCAGCGAGCCAAUGCGGAAGGCAAGAAUGUCCACCACCAGAUUGGAAACGAAGGAUUUAGAGGAUGGGGCCAUCACCCCUUUGAACUACGUGAAAUUCCAAAAAGUGACUACGCUCACAAUCUUCAUCGCUGACAAUCAACAAGGCACUGAUGUGACUCGCAUCGACAAACUUUUGUUUUAUGGCUCUCCAGUGAACACCACGAACAUGCAGAAUUUUAAGCGGGUCGCAGGCAAAUCCGGUGAAGCGCACUCUUGAGACAUUUUUCCUGGGUCUCCCCUGUGCUGGAGCGCCUCCGUUGCCGGCCGUCUUCUUCAUUGCGGCCUUUGACCGUUUGGUGGGACCUGCUUUCUUCUCAAUCUUUCCUACAUUUGCUAUUGGCCGAGGAGAGCUAGUUCGGGUGCAAAUCUAACGACCGUUACCUACUAUCGCUUCCUUUGCCGAUAUAUGUACCUGAUUA